AUGCUAUCGCUUUAUGAGCUUUUGAGUGUACCUUCAGAUGCCUCUACAGAUGAAAUAAAACAAGCGUACAAACUCAAGCUACUAAACACUCACCCGGAUAAAGCUCGUACCCUGGAGGAGGUACCAGUGAAUAUUGCUUUGAUAGUAGAUGCUUACAAAAUACUAUCGAAUCCUGAUACACGAGUAGAGUACGACCAACAAUUAGAACUUAACUUAAAGGGGAAAGGAUUCAACAUCGCCGGAGGCGGUCUCGAUGUGUAUAAUCUUGAUGAUUUUACAUGUAAGGAUGAUAGUUUUGUGAAAACAUGUCCGAGGUGCGAAUACAUUGAUGGUUUUGUGUUAACUGAAGCAAAUCUUGAAAAUGGCACACUCAAUGCGGACGGUGGCGACACCACCGACAUCGAGCAAAGCGACACUAUCAAGCAACACCCGACACUAUCGAGCAACACCACCGACACUAUCGAGCAAAGCGAGAUAGUGGAGCAACACCCGAUAUUAUCGAGCAAAGCGAUACUAUCAAGCAACACCCGACACUAUCGAGCAAAUCGACACUACCGUGCAAAGCGACACUAUCGAGCAACACUUUGUAGCGAUACUAGUAAUGACACCAUCGAGCAACACUUUGUAGCGAUACUAGUAAUGACACCAUCGAGCAACACUUUGUAG
Messenger RNA from Lodderomyces oxycetoniae, 666 nucleotides. RefSeq lists its product as uncharacterized. NCBI's taxonomy places the organism in Eukaryota, Fungi, Ascomycota, Pichiomycetes, Serinales, Debaryomycetaceae. The transcript has 2 exons. The record is from RefSeq and is a predicted model, not a curated record. The coding region runs from base 1 to 666 and encodes 221 amino acids.